GAGAAAAAUGGCGCGUACUAAGCAGACUGCUCGUAAAUCGACGGGAGGCAAGGCUCCUCGCAAACAGUUGGCAACUAAGGCAGCACGUAAAAGUGCUCCAGCAACCGGUGGUGUGAAGAAACCUCAUCGCUAUCGUCCCGGUACAGUUGCACUGCGUGAAAUUCGUCGCUACCAGAAGAGCACAGAGUUGCUUAUCCGCAAGCUGCCGUUCCAGCGUUUAGUACGCGAAAUUGCUCAGGACUUCAAGACCGAUUUACGUUUCCAGAGUUCGGCUGUGAUGGCUCUGCAAGAAGCUAGCGAAGCCUACCUGGUUGGCCUAUUUGAAGACACGAACUUGUGUGCUAUCCAUGCUAAGCGUGUCACCAUCAUGCCCAAAGAUAUCCAACUGGCCAGACGCAUUCGUGGCGAACGUGGAAAAGUAAAGGGAAAGGCAAAGUCGCGUUCCAACCGCGCUGGACUCCAGUUUCCCGUGGGUCGUAUUCACCGUCUUCUUCGCAAGGGCAACUACGCCGAGCGUGUUGGUGCCGGUGCUCCUGUGUACUUAGCUGCCGUUAUGGAAUACUUGGCCGCUGAAGUCUUGGAGUUGGCUGGCAAUGCUGCUCGUGAUAAUAAGAAAACUAGGAUUAUCCCUCGCCAUCUGCAAUUGGCCAUCCGCAACGAUGAAGAAAAGAGAAAAAUGGCGCGUACUAAGCAGACUGCUCGUAAAUCGACGGGAGGCAAGGCUCCUCGCAAACAGUUGGCAACUAAGGCAGCACGUAAAAGUGCUCCAGCAACCGGUGGUGUGAAGAAACCUCAUCGCUAUCGUCCCGGUACAGUUGCACUGCGUGAAAUUCGUCGCUACCAGAAGAGCACAGAGUUGCUUAUCCGCAAGCUGCCGUUCCAGCGUUUAGUACGCGAAAUUGCUCAGGACUUCAAGACCGAUUUACGUUUCCAGAGUUCGGCUGUGAUGGCUCUGCAAGAAGCUAGCGAAGCCUACCUGGUUGGCCUAUUUGAAGACACGAACUUGUGUGCUAUCCAUGCUAAGCGUGUCACCAUCAUGCCCAAAGAUAUCCAACUGGCCAGACGCAUUCGUGGCGAACGUGCUUAAAUUGUAAAUUGUAAAGCAUCAAUUGUAACCAAAUCGGUCCUUUUCA
Molecule: messenger RNA, 1133 nt
Organism: Drosophila grimshawi
Lineage: Eukaryota; Metazoa; Arthropoda; Insecta; Diptera; Drosophilidae
Exons: 3
Coding region: 8-1087 (359 amino acids)
Cellular component (GO): nucleosome
Molecular function (GO): DNA binding; structural constituent of chromatin; protein heterodimerization activity
Source: RefSeq, a predicted model, not a curated record